AUGAAGACCUCGCCCGUCAUUUUGGGCCUUCUCAGCCUCGCUGGCUCUGCCGCGGCUGAUCCAACCUGGCCCUCCAGCAUUGACGAACUGGAGGAGAUCAUGUUUCAAAUCAACUCUUUCCGGUCUCGAAAGUUUGCCGAUACUGUCAACCCUUGCACCAACGAAGCCUCCGGUCCCGGUCGCCGCAAUGCCGCCGAGUGGCUACGAUCCGCCUUCCACGACAUGUCAACCGCCAACACCUUCUUCAAGACUGGCGGUCUUGAUGGCUCCCUGCAGUACGAGUUGGACAAUGGCGAAAAUACGGGUCCGGGCCAUAGAACGACCAUGAACUUCAUGGCACCCUAUGUCUCGUCACGUUCCAGCCUCUCGGACUUGAUGGCCAUGGGAGUCUACAUGUCUGUUCGUUCAUGCGGCGGCCCAAUCAUCCCAGUUCGCGCCGGGCGCAAGGAUGCCACGGCCGCCGGUGCCUUGGGUGUUCCCCAGCCUCAGAACUCAGCAACCAUGUUCCAGCAACAGUUCGAACGUAUGGGGUUCACGACGGAGGAAAUGAUUCAGUCGACGGCUUGCGGCCACACAAUUGGCGGUGUCCACCAAGACGAAUUUCCCGACCUCAUGCCGGCCACCGGUGUGGUCAAUGGCAACGUACAGCUUGAUUCCACCGACGCCGUCUUUGACAACAAGGUUGUCACGGAAUACCUUUCCGGAAAAACCUCCAACGCGCUCGUCGUCGGCCCGUCUGUCAAGAUCAACAAAAACUCGGACUUCAAGGUUUUCAAUGUCGACGGCAACAAGACCAUGCAAACUUUGACCGACGUCAACAAUUUCAAAGCCGUCUGCCAAAAGGUUCUUCAAAAGAUGAUCGAGGUGGUGCCGCCCACCGUCACCCUUACCGACCCCAUCGUGCCCUACACUGUCAAGCCUGUCAACCUGCAGCUCACUCUGGCCAAUGGCGGUACUGGUCUCCAAUUCACCGGAUUCAUUCGUGUCAAGACGACAGGCCUCGCCAAGGACAGUAUCAAGAACGUGGCCGUCACUUACAAGGACCGCAAGGGCAACGCAAACUGCGGUGCGAGCUCUUGCACCAUCACGAGUACCGUUCAAGGAGUUGCGCAGGGCUUCGACGACACCUUCAGUUUCUACCCCAUCGAAGCCGUCAUCCCUGCUGCAUCAGGUAUCUCAUCCUUCACUGUCACCGUGAACAAUGCCGACGGUACGAGCAAAGCCUACGAUAACAACGGCAACGGCUAUCCUCUUCAGGACGACGUCGUGUUCCAGGCCCCUCAGAGCUGUAUCACUGGCAGCACUGGCGCCCUGUCCGUUGUCGCUGCUGUCCGCAAUGACGUAGCUAGCAAUGGUGCUCAGGCCAGCAUUGCCUACAAGACGGCUCAGACCAACAGUCCCGUCGGCCUCUUGAACAAUGCCACUGUUCCUCUUCAGAAAGGUGCCUGUAUUGGCAAGUACACUCUUUUCUCGGCCAAGUAUACCAUUCCUGGUGGCAUGCCAUACCAGUCUCGUGUCGAUGUCAUGGCCGGGAGCAAAGCCGACACCUUCAAAGCUGUCACUGAUAUUGGCGGAACCUGCACGGAUUUCCCCAAUCCCGGUGCCUGCGAUGCUGUUGAUCCCCCAGUCAACUCGACCACUACCACGACAACUACUGGUCCGACGGCCACGACCACAACCACCAGCUCGAUCGUGGCGCCCGUGACACCCACUCAUCGUGCCACUGUUGGCGGUUAUAAUCAUGUCUCCUGCUGGUCCGAGGGUGUCGGCGUCCGAGCCCUGGCUGGUAUUUCCUUCGCCAACGACACCAUGACGCUUGAGAAGUGCGCCGACUACUGCAAAUCUUAUGUAUACUGGGGUACCGAGUAUGGCCGCGAAUGCUACUGCGGCAAUGCUCUUGACAAGAGUAGUGCGGCUGCUGCCAUCGGCGAAUGCAACAUGGCAUGCGGCGGUGACCCCGGCGUGUACUGCGGCGCCGGCAACCGUCUGGAGCUGUACUCAACGACGAGCGCACCUGUCACGCCGACUCCCACGGCAACCCUCAGUCACAAGCCCACCGUCGCCCCAUACACCAUGGUCGGCUGUUGGAGCGAGGGCAAUGGAGUCCGGGCUCUGAACCAGGCCGCCACUAUCAGCGACAAGAUGACCAACGAAGCCUGUGCCACUUUCUGCAAGGCUUACAAGUAUUUCGGUACCGAGUAUGGCAGCGAGUGCUACUGCGGCAGCUUCCUUGCCGAGAGCAGCAAGACGGUGCCCAUUGGGGACUGUAACAUGCCCUGCUCCGGCAAUGCGUACGAGUACUGUGGUGCCAGCAGUCGCCUAGAGCUGUACCAGAACCCCAACAUUACGACGGGUAAUCCCGAGCAGCCCGCAGCCAUUGGCGAUUAUGUUUUCGUCGGGUGCCAAAGCGAGGGCAACAACACCAGAGCUCUGCCUGGCUCGACUGUAUCGCAGGACAAUAUGACGAAUGAAGUGUGUGCAACCUUUUGCAAGGACUUUACGUACUUUGGCACCGAGUACGGGCGAGAGUGCUACUGCGGCAACGCCCUCGCUGCCUCUUCGAUAGUUGCUCCCGCCAGCGAGUGCAGGAUGCUCUGUGGUGGUAGCAACACGGAGUACUGCGGUGCUAGCAACAGGCUGUCUGUUUACAAGAAGAAGCAGACGCCUCCUCCACCGCCACCACCACCGGCCACGACGCCAAAGCGAAGACGCAACCACUUGUAA
Messenger RNA from Metarhizium album ARSEF 1941, 2724 nucleotides. RefSeq names its product WSC domain containing protein. The coding region runs from base 1 to 2724 and encodes 907 amino acids. Lineage: Eukaryota; Fungi; Ascomycota; Sordariomycetes; Hypocreales; Clavicipitaceae. The record is from RefSeq and is a predicted model, not a curated record. Gene Ontology annotation, molecular function: peroxidase activity; heme binding. The transcript is spliced from 2 exons. Gene Ontology annotation, biological process: response to oxidative stress.